AUGUCACCAUCAUACACAUUAACAGAGCAGAAGCUCGUAAAACUCCUGGGAGAAACAAAUAUAUUGAUACAAAGUAUUGACCGCACAAAAAUUAAAACCAUUUAUCCUACAUAUAUCCUUCAGAAACGACCAUUGUUUGAAACAUUGUAUGAAGACUUUUAUCAGGAAGUUCGUGCGGCUGAAGCCGAAGAGAAAGGAGAUGAAAAGGAUGGUGAAAAGGAUGAUAUAAAAGAUGGCAUAGAAAACAAGUCAACCAAAGAUGAACAGAUGGAGCAAAACGAAAAUACCGAAAAUAAUCUUAAAUCGAGGGAAUCUGUGGAAAAUAGCAAACCUGACUCAUCGGGACAUCCCAAAAUCCUACAUAUAUUCACCGGAGAUGAACCGAUCCUACAAAAACUAUCUAAAAAGAGCCCUACAUCGAAAGUAGAUUUCCAACGAUUAUUCUCGAUUACCAGGUGUUAUCAACGAGAUGAAGUUCCUACAGCAAAAGAGUGGACUAAGGUAUUAUUUGAUGACGAUGGAGAUGAAGGGGAUAGCAUCAGAACCAUAAUGAGAAAGUUAAGGCGCAAAUUUGGAAAGUUGCUUGGAAUCGGCGGCGGUGGUAAUACCAAAUAG
Acaulospora morrowiae is the source of this 615-nucleotide messenger RNA. The record is from the annotation of a GenBank genome assembly. NCBI's taxonomy places the organism in Eukaryota, Fungi, Glomeromycota, Glomeromycetes, Diversisporales, Acaulosporaceae.